AGUCACAUAUGGGCCAACGCAUCUAUAUCGCACAUGUCGUAGAUAAGAAGAGCUUAUGACAAAAGUUGGUCCGAGCUUACCACAUGUUUCGUAGCCAAGGGCGAGAGCUUAGAGGCGUAACCCAACCAUUCCACAACACCUCACCCCUGUAAUUGGCUUUGGGUGCUAACGACAAACGACGACAUGGAGGACACCGUGACCAACGUUGAUCGGGUCAUUACAGCUAUACGAAAUGCCAAUUUACAGCAUCCAGACGAAGAAUUACUCGAAUGUUUUGUCCACGACUCAAUUGAUCCGGGACGAACCGCUCGCUAUGUGCUACAGAGCCGCUCUAUCGGAAGAGAUGCACUUGACUUAACGCUUUUGCUAUCUGACUGGAAAGAACUGAUUGGUACAUUCACCCACGAACUGCCUUUUCACCAAAAGCUUGACAGAGUCUUUAUCGCCGAUAUAUGGAGAAGAGACGGCGGCAAAUGUUGCAUUACUGGCUUAAAGAACUCAUUCAGUGAUCCGCUGGUGGUCGCUCCUAUACUUCCGAUCAUAAACCCAAUAAGAAAGUCAUUACAUGAAAUGCUUGAAGCUUUCCUCGGCUCCGAAGGGCAACAGUGGAUCCCGAUGAAUGAAGCUGCGUCCCUGGAUGCUCACCGGAAGUAUUGGCUUGUCCGCAAAUCUGCAGCAACAGCACUAUCGCAAGGUUACUAUCGGUUCACAUUCCUUAAAGGCUCUGAGUACCAUGUUACUACAGCCUGCAUUGGAGGUCCAGCAUGGCCUCCCAUCCUCGAAAAGACGCCAGUGCUUCAGCCUCGCCAGUUUGCAACCUGCUCAGCUUCCGGCAUGGGCACACCGGAUGUCUAUUCGUUGCAAAUCUUGUCACGGUUUGCGAAACCUGUGCGAUGGAGUUGCAUUGAUCGGAAAAUCGCGAGGAAAAGAUCACAACCACACAGUCAGUUGCCGGUUUUCUCACUAUGGCGUCUCUUUCCAGAGCGUAUCACCAUGACUUCGACAAUAGGCUGGCACAUGGUACCAGCCUCUCUUCGCAUACAAGUCUAUCACUGCUUGGCAUUUAUGGGAGCACGGGUGUACGGGCAAUCCUGCAGCUUGAAGGUCCAACAACUGCCAUUUGGCAUGUACCUUAAAACUUCAGACGUGAAAUGGCAUGAGAGCUUGGCCAACGAGUAUGAAACGUUGCGCCUCGUGAGACGCUAUACUCGUAUACCGGUUCCACGCCCAUUGGAUCUCGUCUCCUACAUGGGUGAGUCUUACCUCCUGACUUCCCAAGUUCCGGGCCUACGUCUAGGAUGGUGCAUCGAUACACUGAGCGAUGACGAGGUAGGCAUGCUAGUCCACGACUUGCAGGGAUACAUUGGGGAGCUACGAGCGAUACCAAAGGAAGUUGCUCCCGACUAUGCCAUUACCAAUGCGCUCGGUAAGCCAUGUUUCGAUUAUCGACUCAACGCAGCUUUGGAUUAUGAUGAAGAUCGGGGAGAUUUCGUUGGGCCAUUCGCGGAUGAGGAGCAAUUCAACGAGACUUUACAGUGUGGCGCAUUGCCAGGUGUAACUCAUCGCAGCGGACAUGAAAUCGUUUUUACACAUGGGGAUUUGAACAUGAGAAACAUCCUAGUGCGUAACGGCAGGCUUUCAGGUAUCGUUGAUUGGGAGACUUCGGGAUGGUACCCGGGAUUCUGGGACUACACUAAGGCCCAUUAUAUCACGAAGCUUCACCGGCGAUGGUUAAGGAUCGUUGAUAAAAUCUUUCAACAGUAUGGGGGAUAUGAGGAUGAGCUAGCAACCGAGCGCCAACUUUGGGAUUACUGUUUCUGAGACAGGAACGGUGUCCACACUCUCCCACUUGGGCGUCUUUCCCUUGCGAACCCGACAAGUGAACAGGGAGGAGGAAUAAAGCAUAGAAGAUGAUCGGAUAUUUAGCGAUGAUUCCCUAUUUUGAUUGGUGGCGUGGGGCAUCUCCAGUCUAUCAAGCGCCCGGAUUGACUCUCAGUUGCGCUUAUUUAUCUAAUCUAGGCCGUUCAGAUAAUCGACCGCUCCAAAUUUCGCCGGAUAGUUAAUUAUCGCCUCCGCCCCUAAUUAGAAGGAAAAAGGCCAACAACGCCUGCUGCAAGGCCAA
Messenger RNA from Truncatella angustata, 2122 nucleotides. RefSeq names its product kinase-like domain-containing protein. NCBI's taxonomy places the organism in Eukaryota, Fungi, Ascomycota, Sordariomycetes, Amphisphaeriales, Sporocadaceae. The transcript has 4 exons. Bases 184 to 1821 code for a protein of 545 amino acids. The record is from RefSeq and is a predicted model, not a curated record.